GUGUUAUGGAGAUACUGAGGAGACACAACAGUGCGACUCGGGAGUAUUCUGUCCAGUAGCCGUCCAUGUAGUUGACGGCGGCUGGUCUGACUGGAGCGCAUGGUCUGACUGCAGCGUGACGUGUGGAGUCGGUACGCAGACUCGGGACCGAAGCUGCACCAAUCCGGCACCAGAGCACGGCGGGGCGGAGUGUUAUGGAGAUACUGAGGAGAUACAACAGUGCGACUCAGGAGUAUUCUGUCCAGAUACGAGCGCUUCAUCUAGUUUGUCUCAUGUACCUGGUCAAGGAGGUCAGUGGGGCCCCUGGGCUGCCUGGUCACUGUGUAACACAUCCCCAGCGGCAUGUGGAACAGGCACCCAUGUCAGGCACAGGGAGUGCCAAGGCAUGGUGUGUCACCCCGAGAUGAGGGGGGAGUGGGAGCGAAUAGCAACCUUUGAGGAUGGGACCUGUGAAAAGCCUUGUGAAGCUGACAAUGGUGGAAGAGGAGCUUACUACAAUGGGAACUGGGGUGAGUGGAGUAACUGGGAAUGCACUGAGCCAUGUCGGCCUGGUGUCCAGGCUAGGAGGGAGCGUUACUGUGAUGACCCUGCUCCAACACCUGGACAUCACUGCAUCGGGGAUGAGCAGGGGGCAGACAGGCAGGAAGAGCCUGCUGCAUGUGAGGAGUACUGUGAAAAAGAGUGGACUGACUGGUCGUCCUGGUCUACUUGCUCCAUGACCUGUGACGCUCCUGUGAGGAAGAGGAUCAGGGAUUGUCUGGGGAUCGGGUCUCCCUGUCCUGGAGAGGCAGAGGAGGUUAAGGGCUGUGAUCAGGAGUGGAGACACGACCCCUGUCCUCCCCAGGAUGGCCAGUGGGGCUGGUGGGGCCCGUGGUCGCCAGACUGUUACCCACAGUGUAGAGAAGGUUUACACACCAGACACAGGGACUGUGACAACCCUCCUCCUGUUGGGGACGGCGAAUACUGUGAAGGAGAGGAUGAAGACAUGAAGCAGUGUGAGGUUGCAGAGUACAUGAUGGAGCAGUGUGAGUCUGUAGCAGAGUGGACUGUAGCAGAGUGGACCAACUGGGGCGACUGGCAACAGUGCACAGCCACCUGUGGCAUGGCGACAGGAUUUAGAAUAAGACAGUGUAAGAACGAGGAUGGAACCCUGGCGAACACCUGUCAUGGGACGGACAGAGAGGAGGCUGAAUGCUCCCUGCCACCUUGUUCUCUACUGGAAGUACAAGGAAACCCCACAGCAGAGCAGCUGAAGCAACAAGCACUUGCAAAUCUCAUUGUGCAAGAGGAAAACAAAAUCCAUUACAACAUCAUAGUAGAGACAGUUACAGAUGCUAAACUCCCCUGUAGACGAGACAAGACUCAAUUGGCUGCAGAAUCGGCUGAGUGGAAAAAAGACGGCAUGUCCUUAGAGGUGGAUGGAAAACACUUGGUGUUGGACAAGUGGGAUCUAACUAUCAAGUCCUCCGAGGUUGAAGACAGAGGCAUCUAUGUGUGCAGAAGGGGUACAGAAGAAGAUCCAGACAAUGCACCUAUAAUAUAUGCAGUAACAGUGAUCCCAAGAGAGGGUAAAGGUGGGAAGACUGUGAAGACUAAAACCCAAAUCAGUCUGCCCUGCAACGCUGGGGUGUUAGCCAUCCUGAUUGAGGGGGCGACUGCUCAAUGGAAAAGGGACGACAACGUCGUAAAGAACAUGGAAAACCUGGGAAGUCUUGUGAUACCCGAACUAAGCCUGGAGGACUCCGGUGUGUACACCUGUGAUGUGAAAGAUCCACAGAAAGGCAGACACUACACAACCAACAGGGUGCAACUAAACGUUGUCAAGGCUAACAUGAUGGACCAGGCUCUUGGCCAGGCACAAGAAAUCAAAUUAAAGAACCCAGCUAUCUAUGGGGCUCUUUGUGGAUUUGGGGGAUACAUUGUGCUUGUUGGCAUUGUGUGCUUGAUCAUGAAAAGAAUCCGGGCUAGAGAACUGAAGCAAGAGGAGGAACUAACAUCAGACGAGGAAGAAAAAAUUGGAAUGCUUGGUGCUGAGUCUGAUGAGGGGCUGGUGGAUGGAGCCGUCACUGCAGGGGGUGUAACUGAGGCAGCACCAGAGGAAGAGAAAGAAUCUGAAAAUGAGGAACCAGGCAGUGAUGAAAAUGAAGAAGAGCAGGGAUCAGACAAUGAUCAGGAUACAGAACAGAAAGGUGACGGUGAUGAUGAUGAUAAAAGUGAGGAAGAAGGAAGUGAGGAAGAAGGAAGUAAUGAUGGGAAAGGAAAGGAUGAAGGAAAGGGUGAUGAUAGAGGAGGAAAGGAUGAAGAUACAGGUGCAGAAAGUGAUGAUGAAGGGGGUUCUAGUGAAGAUGAUUAGACUAACAUUAGUUUACUUAGACAACUAUUGAUGAAAAAUUGCAAAAUUUUAUCAAAUAUGAGAACUUGUUUAUUAUUGCACAAAGAUGUAAUCUGUAUCUUCCUCCUUCUUGUUGUCUUUGCUACAACUGAUGCUACAUAAUGUUUGUUUUCAUCUGUGUAUAUUCUCUAAUUUGUUGUAAUGUUUUCCAAAGAUCUCAAUCAGAGCACCUCAAAGAAACAUUCAACUAACUUUGUAUACAUCAUAUAGUGAUAUACAUCAUCUACCAAUUAUGGUAAAUAUGUAGUACUGUUCAGAAGAAUAUGGAAAGUUUUCAGUUAUGUAGAAAACAUGAUUAGUGUACAGAUGCCUUUUUGUGUAAUAAGGCGAUGCCGUAUCAUAUCCAACUUAGUCGAUCUCUGUAUGCUAAAUUUGGCUGACACAUCAACUAGUUACAUGAAUACUGGCGCUUUCAUCUUACUUAGAUUUACUCUUGAAUUCUCUUAGCAGCCAAGUCACUGGAUAUAUGAUGCAGGUUUCAUACAUUUAUUGUUCUCAGCUUGAUCUUAUGCUCGUCCUUUGUCUAAGCUUGAUCUAAGCUGCAGCAUCAUUUCGUAGAUUAAAAUCGGAGUGGACCUAUGUCAGAGUUGAUCAAUGACAUGAUCUAAAAUCUGUUGCUUUACUACAAUCUAAAUUAAAAUGUCUGACCUUAAAUAAACAGGUAGAUCUUAAGUGACAAGAGAUGCGUUCACACAUCAGUGAAUACAUUGUAUUCAAAGCAUUCUUGUUUCUGCAAUUAAAUACUGCUUAUUUCUUA
This is a messenger RNA of Branchiostoma floridae (Florida lancelet), 3149 nucleotides long. RefSeq lists its product as uncharacterized. The record is from RefSeq and is a predicted model, not a curated record. Lineage: Eukaryota; Metazoa; Chordata; Leptocardii; Amphioxiformes; Branchiostomatidae. The coding region runs from base 386 to 2353 and encodes 655 amino acids. The transcript has 16 exons.